GGGUCCCAUUUUAAAAAUUGAAGUCUCUGCGGGGACUUCUAAUGUAGGUCCUGUAGCGCUUGCUCAAGAUAAAAAAAGAAUAAUCUGGAAUAUUGGUACAAAAUUUCCGCGUAAUUUAGAAGCUACUUUGAACGCUGUUGUAUUGUUUGGUAAUAAAAUAACUGAUAAAGUGCAUGUUGAUGAUGAAUUCUGUAUCGGAAAAAAUGCCUAUGCACAGAUUCGCUUUAAGAUAAACAGUUUUACUUUUAGCAGUUGUCAGCUGGAUCCUCAUUCUGUUAAUACGUCUCCGAACGCUCAUUACAAAUCAAAUUAUGUUACCGAAUUUGCGGCAUCGCAGUAUCGAAUAUGGAAUUCGUUUGGUGAUGCACCGAUUGCAUUGACUCAGAAUCUGCAGAACGAGGUCUCUGAGAAGAAAUUAAGUCAGCAAUAUUAA
This is a messenger RNA of Trichoplax adhaerens, 433 nucleotides long. RefSeq lists its product as uncharacterized. Gene Ontology annotation, cellular component: AP-type membrane coat adaptor complex; late endosome; cytosol. Lineage: Eukaryota; Metazoa; Placozoa; Uniplacotomia; Trichoplacea; Trichoplacidae. Gene Ontology annotation, biological process: endosomal transport. The record is from RefSeq and is a predicted model, not a curated record. The transcript has 4 exons. The annotation marks the transcript as partial.